Dioszegia hungarica is the source of this 1098-nucleotide messenger RNA. RefSeq names its product Zinc/iron permease. The record is from RefSeq and is a predicted model, not a curated record. The transcript is spliced from 7 exons. Gene Ontology annotation, cellular component: plasma membrane. Bases 1 to 1098 code for a protein of 365 amino acids. Gene Ontology annotation, molecular function: zinc ion transmembrane transporter activity. Gene Ontology annotation, biological process: zinc ion transmembrane transport. NCBI's taxonomy places the organism in Eukaryota, Fungi, Basidiomycota, Tremellomycetes, Tremellales, Bulleribasidiaceae.
AUGAGCACCCGCGACUGCAGCCAAAACGUACUAGGAGAGUACAAUCUCCCCCUCCACAUAGCUGCGGUCUUUAUCGUCCUCAUCACGUCCGGCCUGGGCGUGGGGGUACCGCUCAUCACGGGUCGCGCGAAGGGGCGGGAUGGUCGACCGGCGGGCAUGAGUGAUGCGGCAGCGGUAGGGCGGGGUGAAGGGGUGGUUAGGAGUUGUUUCUUCCUCGCUAGGCAUUUUGGGACUGGAAUCAUCCUCUCCACAUCCUUCAUCCACCUCCUCUAUGAAGGCCUCAUCACUUUCGCCAACCCCUGCGUCGGGAAUGUCACAUACGAUCCCACAGCCCCCGCUAUUGCACUAGCAGGCGCAUUCGUCACCUUCGUCCUUGACUUUGUCGGGAUUCGGCAGCGGAUGGCCAGUCUCAAACGGCAGACACUGAAGUCGAAUGCGUCACUCGAGCUCUCUACUCGGCCUGAGCGGGCCACGGGAGCGUCGAUAUCGGGGGACGACAAAAAUCUCGAUGGGACAACCGGUAGCAGUGGGCAAGUACAACAAGCGCCCGCCCCGGGUCUGCCUGUCCCGGCGAUGAUGAGCAAUGGGGAUUGUUGUCAUGCCGACCUGAUCUUCCAGGCGGAGCAGGGAUGGCAGGUCAUGCUACUCGAAGCUGGGAUCAUCUUCCACUCAGUCAUGAUUGGCGUAACAUUAGGCGCAGAUUCAGGCGAUAGCUGGACAACCCUUUUGAUCGUUAUCGUAUUCCACCAGUUCUUCGAGGGGGCUGCGCUCGGCGCACGUAUAGCUGUCCUCACAUGGAUAUCCAAGACCCGCGCUACCCUCAUGGGAUUGGCAUUUACCCUUAUCACUCCUAUCGGUAUCGGAAUCGGAAUCGGUGUCCGCUCAUUCUUCUCCGAAAAUGGAAUCGCCGAGCUCAUCUCCGUGGGCGUCCUGAACUCCUUCUCAGCCGGUAUCCUCCUAUACACCGCGUUCAAGCUGCUCUCUGCAGACUUCACCGAGGGCCCCCUCCGAGACGCGCCAGUAUGGAAGCCUACACUCGCGAUGGGCUUGAUGAUUAUGGGUAUGAUCGCUAUGGCUGUUAUCGGCAAGUGGGCAUGA